AUGAAAUUAAUACAGAUAAAUAUUGAAAAAUAAAAUAGAUCAAACAAAGAUAUGUUUUUGAUGCUUGCAACCUUGUUUAGUAAUAGAGAGAUCUUUUUCAAAAUAGUUAUACAGAUUAUACAGGCAAUUUCAUCAAGUCAAUAUUAAAAUAGGCUGCUAAUCUUAUAGAUAUUCUAAAAAACAUUAAGAGAUUAUUAUAGUUUUAUCAAAAAGGCAUCAUAUAUAACUGAUCUAGAUAAAUGUUUAUAAAUAAAAAUUAGCUAUUUAAGAUAGCUCUUAUAACAAGAGUAAAAAAUAAAAAUGCGGCUACCUCUACUGUUAUUUAAGAGAUGGAAGAAAGAAAUGUUUAAAAUGAAAGUUGGGAUUAUUUGA
Molecule: messenger RNA, 372 nt
Organism: Paramecium sonneborni
Lineage: Eukaryota; Ciliophora; Oligohymenophorea; Peniculida; Parameciidae
Source: the annotation of a GenBank genome assembly